Molecule: messenger RNA, 465 nt
Organism: Penicillium macrosclerotiorum
Lineage: Eukaryota; Fungi; Ascomycota; Eurotiomycetes; Eurotiales; Aspergillaceae
Exons: 1
Coding region: 1-465 (154 amino acids)
Molecular function (GO): hydro-lyase activity
Source: RefSeq, a predicted model, not a curated record
AUGACCGAGAACAAGCAAGAACCCAAUGGGGACUAUGACCUUGACACUCCUAUCACGUCAACAUCAGGUCUCCGCCAGGGCCUCACAUCGUAUGGCGAUGCACAUUUCUCCCUUUUCCUCCGGAAGGUGUUCAUUAAGGCACUGGGAUAUUCCGAAGAUGCACUCUCGCGCCCCAUCAUAGGCAUUAUUAACACGUUUUCUGGAUUCAACCCCUGCCACGCCAACGUACCACAGCUCAUCGAGGCCGCCAAGCGUGGUGUGCAGCUCAAUGGCGGGCUGGCAAUCGAGUUUCCAACGAUCAGCGUUCAUGAAUCAUUCUCUCAUCCAACGAGCAUGUUCCUUCGGAACCUGAUGAGUAUGGAUACCGAAGAGAUGAUCAAGGCACAGCCGUUGGAUGCAUGCAUCAUGAUUGGAGGUACGCAUAUGAUUGUCAUUGUUACGACGGGUUCUUAUUCUACAGAAUAA